Messenger RNA from Vespa mandarinia (Asian giant hornet), 1924 nucleotides. It is a transcript of the gene fsd, whose product is annotated as transmembrane protein fates-shifted. The record is from RefSeq and is a predicted model, not a curated record. Gene Ontology annotation, biological process: regulation of protein stability. Gene Ontology annotation, cellular component: SCF ubiquitin ligase complex. NCBI's taxonomy places the organism in Eukaryota, Metazoa, Arthropoda, Insecta, Hymenoptera, Vespidae.
AUCAAACAACAUAGAGUACAAACAUAUGCAAUUUUUAUGAAAUUCAUUUCUUAUUGGAGUUAUAUAACAACUUAGUUAUUCAAUUUAGUUAUUCAAUGCUCAUGUACUGAAAGAGAAUUUCAAUUUUUAAGUAAUCAAAUUAUUUAAUCACUCAUCAUAGAAGUUAUCAGUGUAUUAUAAGCCUUAUGAAAUAUGUAUCGUCUUCAUGCAAAUUGCUUUGAAAAAAUUGACGAUUUUACAUUAUCUGAUAUCAGUUCAGGGACCCUAUUUUUGAAAUAGGUGCACAUCUAUAUGUGAAUGGCAAGUUGCAAAUAAUUGUUAUGGUAAAUGCCCAGAACAUUAUUUUUGACAGUUGGAAGUACAACAUCUACAUAAUUUAAGUAGCAAUGAAUAUCAUAAUUUUCAGUGAAAGAAGGAUAUAUUUUCCAAUAUAUAUCUAACAUAUAUUUUCCGAUGUUACUAAACAUAAGUCAACGUAAAACGUAUACUUACGUUUCCAAUUGCGAAUACUAUACAUAUAUAUUCAAGGAUACCCAGUCAGAAACGUGUACGCAUUUUUACUAUUCGAAUACGUAACAUUGCGAACAAGUUAUGGAAUAAAAUCUCAGUUCUUUGAUACACGCGCACUAUCUUAUAUGAUCGUACUUAACAAGCAUAUACUUUGGAGCGAUAAAUCAAGAGAAGGGACAAUGCGCUUUUAAUUCUUUUUUCUGCUUUCGUUAUUAAUCACAUAUAAGUCAAGCGAAAGGUAUAAUUUUGAAAAGCAUACAAUUUCUUCUUACCAUAGGAACAGUUUUAGAAAUGAGCCAAAUUAAGCAAAAAUCUCUCAUCAAAGAUUUAUUCCACAAGAAACAAUCAAGAAAUCAGAAAAAAAAGUUAAACGAAAAAAUCAGAGAAUGUAAUGGUAUUGAUUAUCCAUUGGACAUAUGGUUUAUAAUAUCAGAAUAUAUUAAACCAGAAGAUAUAGGGAAAUUUGCUUGUAUUUGUAGAUCUUCUUACUAUGUGACUACAACUGCAAAAUUUUGGUUUCAUCUAUAUAAGAUUUAUUACAAGUUCGUUCCUGGUAUACCAGAACGCUUGCAGCCACAUUGGAUGGUACUACGCCAUGAAUUACGUUUUUGCGUCAUCAGAACAUUGCAUUAUUCCUAUUUUGCUGAGAGGAGUACAUUAAACUAUGUAUCACAGUUACAGCAAAGAGAGCCACAUUCUCUUGUUAAAAGACGAUGUUCUCUCAUGUGGCACAAAAAAGGAAUUAGUCGAUGGUAUUUUUUUUUCAAAUUAAAAGAAAUAUCAAGAAUAUGUAAUGGUACUUUGACACAACAAAAUAAAAACAUACAUGAAGAAACGAAUGAUAUUGAAAGAGCAGAAAAGAUAAAUGCAAAUCCAGAAGAAGGUUGUAAAAUUUUACGUGUAAGAUGUGUAGAAUAUAGCAAAUUACCAUUAGUAAUUGGACUAAUUUUACAGAAAUUAUCAGUGACCUUAAUGCCUGGUCUUAAAUAUUUGCGGUUACAGCUUGGAUUUGGAACAUCAGAUAUUCCAAAUGCAUUAACAAGCCAAGUUAUACUCAAUUAUGUAAAUGAUUAUGAAGUUUUAGAUUGGUGGCAUCCGCGUUAUCCACAUCAAGAUACAAUAUCUCAUUUAUGUGAGCCAAGGUUUAUCUAUUAAAGCUGUUCAGCCACUUAUCACUCGAGACGUGUAUUAUCUCAGCAAAGAGUAUGGAAAGCGUAUUAGAAAAUCUAGUCCCUCCUAUUCAUUCUUUCUAUUGAUUCAUUGUAUUGUAUUCAGUGUAUGCUAUAUAGAUAAUCACGCUAUCGAUGCACGUGAAUUGAAGAACUGAGUUGACAAUGAGACAUCAUUUAAUGUAUGAGCGUCAAUUUGCAUAGAACAAAGCCAAUACACAUUUUGUAAGAGAAACAAAACAUGC